Messenger RNA from Misgurnus anguillicaudatus (oriental weatherfish), 1144 nucleotides. Lineage: Eukaryota; Metazoa; Chordata; Actinopteri; Cypriniformes; Cobitidae. The record is from RefSeq and is a predicted model, not a curated record.
UUUUGUUUCAUUACUCCAUUCACUGUAGUAUGAAUGCUGGUAGCAUCAGGGAAAUGCGAAUGUCUAAAAAAACAAGGGUGUGUUUCUCUGUAUAUAAAGAUGUCCAGUCAUCUUUUUACUCACCGAAGAGAAGACACCUGUACUGCUCAAAUCAAAGUUACUACACAACAUCAUCAUGGCAGAAGCAAACAUCCCAACAAAUGAACUCAAAAUUAUCACCAUCAAUAUUAAUGGGGGAUUCAUGAGAAAAUUAAGAGAAAAUGAAGAUGGUUUUCUUGACUUUAUCAAUCAGUAUGAUGUUAUAAUGCUGCAAGAAACUCAUUUGACGAUAAACAAUUUUGAGGAGGAAAAUUUAGGCCUCCGUCCUAACGGCAGCACCUACCCGACAUUUUACUCCUCAAGAGAAAGAGGGGUUGCCGUUAUUAUAAACACAGAACAUGAAUUGAUAGAGGUAUUUUCUAAUGAAGGGAAUUACAUUGGGGUACAGGCCAAGAUUAAGAAUCGCAAAUAUAUAUUUGUGAGCUUUUACUACCACCAGAAAGAAACCAGAGAGCUUCUAAGUAAGUUUUUGGAUGACAUUAAAUACAAACACGGUGUUCGUGUUAUUGGUGGAGAUUUUAAUGUGACAAUUGAACCCGUUUGGGACAUCAAAAAAGACAACCCAUUUCACAAAAGACGGAGAAAGAUGUUCAACCCAGUUUGGCCAAAAAUAUACCAAGAUGUCUGGAGAAAAAUGAACCCGGAUGUUAGGAUAGAAGAAGGAUGGACAAAGAAAACCCCACACACAGGUCAACUAACCAGACUUGACUACUUCUUCAUGAAGAAGAAAGAUGAGGCUCGAGUGACAAAUUGUCAAAUACUUGAAGAUGAACUGCCAACUGACCACAGAGCUGUUCACCUUAUUUUAAGAUGUGAUGAGCAGAAAAAAGAAGAAGAAAAUAAUGAUGAUGAUGAGGUGGAGGGGGCAAGGGAGGGUGAGGAGGAGGAGGAGGAGGAGAAAGGGAAGGAGGUUGAGGUUGAGGAGGAGGAGGAGGACGAGGUUGAGGAGGUGGUGGUGGAGGGUGAGGUGGUGGAGAAGGAGGAGUUGAUUCGUGUGUUAGAGAUAAUGCUUCAUAAAAAAAACAUCUCUGUUGGCAAUAUUUAA